Brachypodium distachyon (stiff brome) is the source of this 2308-nucleotide messenger RNA. Its product is annotated as probable serine/threonine-protein kinase PBL3. Gene Ontology annotation, biological process: protein phosphorylation. NCBI's taxonomy places the organism in Eukaryota, Viridiplantae, Streptophyta, Magnoliopsida, Poales, Poaceae. Bases 640 to 1998 code for a protein of 452 amino acids. The record is from RefSeq and is a predicted model, not a curated record. The transcript has 7 exons. Gene Ontology annotation, molecular function: protein kinase activity; ATP binding.
GACAGGGGGGAAGAGACGAGCCCCCCUGUUCGCAGCUCCAUUCCCACCUGAGACCCGAGAUUGGUCGGUCAGUGGCUUCUGGCCGGCACCUGGCUCCCCCGGAGUUCCACCCUCAGGGCCUCAGCUCCCUCCCUCUCUCGUCUCCUCCUCCUCUUGCAGCCUCAGAUCACGCGAGCCUCUUCCUGCCUGACUGCGUCCCUCGCUCUCCCUGCCGCGCCCGUGCGGUUCUUGGUGAAGGCGUGGCGGCCCGGCAGGCCUCCAGUUGACCCGACCGACUCCCAAUCCGGUCAGCUCGGAGGCGGCGGGGUGAGAUUUCAGUUGACUUUUGAAGCUUCUUGCUUGUUUCUUCCUGGGCUUUGCGGCUGCCCGCCGGCCUUGCGGAUUUUUCUCUCUUCCUUCAAGUGGCGGCCGAUAUCAGCUGGAAAGCCUUGCCAAGUUUGGGGAGGACUGGCUGCUGGGUUCUCGUCUUCACCGGCGAAAUACCCUGGGCUCAUUUUUCAGCUGCUGCUGGUGCUUCUGAUCCUCUUGAUCCCUUCUUCCUUCCAUUACUGGCCCUCUCUUGUUGCUCGUCAGUACGUAGCUUAAGAAGGAGAAGGGAUAAGGAGAGAGGGAGAGAUACAGGACAGGAGCGGAUCAGAGAUGGGGAAUUGCAUGAAAACCACGGCGCGGGUGGAUCACAGCAUGAACACCGGUGGUGCCUAUCCAUCAAAAUUGACCAGCAAAACAAGCCUAUCAUCCGUCCCUUCCAGCAAGACCAACUCAACUCGUUCAACUUUCACUCUGCCGUCUAUAAGAGAUAGGAGUGAGCUUCCUACUCCACGGACAGAAGGUGAAAUCUUGUCGUCUUCAAAUUUGAAGGCCUUCUCCUUCAGUGACCUAAAAAAUGCGACCAAGAACUUUCGACCCGACAGUCUUCUUGGGGAAGGAGGAUUUGGGCAUGUUUUCAAAGGUUGGAUUGAUGAACACACUCUUGCUCCUUCAAAACCGGGAAGUGGUAUGGUUGUUGCUGUCAAGAAGCUUAAGCCAGAAGGUUUCCAAGGGCACAAGGAAUGGCUGACAGAGGUUAACUACCUUGGCCAACUUCAUCACGCGAAUCUUGUUAAGCUCAUUGGUUAUUGCACGGAUGGCGAUAACCGACUUCUGGUGUAUGAGUUCAUGCCCAAGGGAAGUUUGGAGAAUCAUCUGUUCAGAAGAGGAGCUGAUCCUUUGUCAUGGGCAAUAAGACUUAAGGUUGCUAUUGGGGCUGCUAGGGGUUUGUCAUUUUUGCAUGAUGCAGAAAACCAAGUUAUAUAUCGUGAUUUCAAGGCAUCAAACAUUCUCCUUGACUCGGAAUUCAACUCAAAACUUUCAGAUUUUGGUUUAGCGAAAGCAGGUCCUACUGGUGAUAGAACUCAUGUUUCCACACAAGUCAUGGGCACUCAUGGAUAUGCAGCUCCAGAGUAUAUUGCAACAGUCAAACUAACCUUUCAUGGAGGAAAUGUUCCACUCUACUUUAUUCCUACCCAAUUAUUCUUGGAUUUUAGAAAAACACAGCACAUCUGGACAGGUCGCCUAUCUGCAAAAGCAGACGUCUACAGCUUCGGGGUGGUAUUGCUUGAGUUGCUCACAGGGAGACGAGCCCUGGACAAAUCGAAGCCAGGCAUAGAGCAGAACCUAGUCGACUGGGCCAAACCACACCUGCGCGACAAGCGCAGAUUGUACCGCGUGAUGGAUACGAAGCUUGGAGGCCAGUAUCCCAAGAAAGGAGCGCAUGCCAUUGCAAACCUCGCCCUGCAAUGCAUCUGCAACGAUGCCAAGAUGCGGCCACAGAUGUCUGAGGUGUUGGAAGAGCUGGAGCAGCUGCAGGAAUCCAAAUACAAUUUGGCGUCGCCACAGGUGGACAACCGGAGGACCUCCAACACUGUACUGAAAUCGCCGAUGAGAGUCCAACCUUCACCACGGCGAUCUCUUGGAGCGGCGUCGCCAUUGCCGGCAUAUAGGUCCGCACAAGGGCAUUAGAAAGCACGGACUUAGAAUUGGAAGGCAUGUACCUGCAUUCUGCAGGCUGUAUAUUUGGUGGUGUGAGCAUUGAGCAGUGUAAUAGUAGUUGUUUCUAGUGAUGCUUCUUGUUCUUGGUCAUCUGUUACUUAGAAUAUGACCAUGUCAUUCUAAGAUAAGUUGUUUCAACUAGAUGAUAGGUGCUCGAACUUGGCCAAACUUGUGGUCUCGUUCUGUGCUGUUCUUGUUAUUUAUUAUGUCUGAAUCUCCGAAGUGAUUUUGCUCAGAAAAAAAAAUUAAUCAGGCUAGUACGUUGGCAAUUUCUUGUGAA